Molecule: messenger RNA, 2028 nt
Organism: Striga hermonthica
Lineage: Eukaryota; Viridiplantae; Streptophyta; Magnoliopsida; Lamiales; Orobanchaceae
Source: the annotation of a GenBank genome assembly
AUGUCUAACUCCGAAAUUCACAUCAUAUCAACAUCAACGGUCACAAUCCAACCCCAAGGAGUUACGUCCCAGAUCAACUUAACACCGUGGGAUCUGGAGCUCCUAUUUCUCGAGUACAGCCAGAAGGGCCUUCUCUUUCUCAAGCCCAGCCCACAAACCGAGCCCAUUACCUCCUUAAUCCAACGCCUCAAACAAUCCCUCCAGCAGGCCCUCCAUUUCUUCCCUCCCCUCGCCGGCCGCCUCGCCGCAGCCGCGGCCCGCCGCUUCUCCAUCGACUGCAGCCCUGCGGGAGGCGGAGGUGCUCUCUUCGUCCACGCCAAGGCGGAUCUCUCCGUCUCCGACAUCCUCCGUCCGGCGUACGUCCCCGGCGCCGUCCAUUCUUUCUUCCCCCUCACCGGAGCCCGCAACAUCGACGGCGUGUCCCUGCCGCUGCUGGCGGCCCAGGUCACCGAGCUGGCCGACGGGAUCUUCGUCGGCCUCAGCGUCAACCACCUCCUCGCAGACGGGACCUCCUUCUGGCACUUCCUCAGCUCCUGGGCCGAGAUAUCCCGCGCCGGACCCGUCGUUCGGUUGUCCAAACCGCCGUCUCUCGACCGGGGCUGGCUCACCCUCGACCUGACGGGGUCGGCCGGGGUUGACGUCCACGACGCACUCCACAUGCUCGACGAAAGUCCCGAAUUACCACCACCAAAACCGAGCUUCCUCCGCGAAAGGAUUUUCCGUUUCUCCAAACGCGCCGUGGCCGGUCUCCGGGAGAAAGCCGGCAGGGAAGCCGCCGGGAUCAGAAUCUCAUCCCUCCAGGCGAUCGUGGCCCACGUGUGGCGGUCCGCCAUACGCUGCCGUUUUGGCGGGAAAAACCCGGCCGCCCGCGGAACAACGACGUCGUUCGAGAUACCGAUUGGCGCUCGGGGGCGACUCGACCCACCCCUACCCGAAGGGUAUUUUGGGAACGCAAUUUUCCCGGGGAUCGUGACCUUGAAAAUCGACGACGUGCUGGAGAACCGGCUGGGCUGGACGGGGGCCAGGAUAAACGAGAUGGUGGGCUCCUUCAAUACGCCCAGUAGGGUGAAGGAGGUAGGGAAAAAACCAGAUCCAGAUUUGUGCCCCCCCCCUUCUCCUUUCGGCGGCCAAUCCUGCUCGACUAGGCCUUGGCCGAGGCUGGAAGAGUGCUCCCCGCCCUACUAUGUCUUCGUUCCAGGUUGCAGCGCCGCCGUGCCGUGCUCGCCCGGAGUGGGGCUGUUGUUCGGCCUCGUUCUCCUCCUUCGGCCUCGCGCCGGUCUUUUGCCAAUCCUUGCGGAUUCGAGAUUGGAGAACAUGAUUACUGGAGCUGCUCAGAUGGAUGGGGGUAUUCUUGUUGUAUCUGCCCCCGACGGACCAAUACCGCAAACUAAGGAGCACAUUUUACUUGCUCGCCACGUGGGUGUGCCCUUUAUGGUGUGUUUCCUGAAUAAGGUCGAUGCUAUUGAUGACCCAGAGCUUCUAGAGCUUGCGGAAAUGGAGCUACGAGGGGCGUGGUAUAGUUGCAACGGGCCGUGUGGAGCAGGGUAUAAUCAAACCAGGGGAAGAAUUGAAAUCUUGGGACUUUCACAGACCAAACUUAAAAUCACGGUAACUGAUAUUGAGAUGUUCAAGAAAACUUUGGAUUUUGGCCAGGCUGGCGACUAUGUUGGUCUGCUUCUACGAGGCUUGAAACGUGAUGAUAUCCAACGAGGAAUGGUAAUUGCAAAAACCGGUACUCUCAAAACAUACACGAAAUUCGAGGCAGAGGUAUAUGUCCUCACGAAAGAGGAAGGUGGUCGCCACACGGCCUUCUCCUCGAAUUAUAGACCUCAAUUCUACAUGAGGACUGCUAAUGUCACCGGUAAAGUCGAGUUUCCUGAAAAUGUGAAGAUGGUUAUGCCUGGAGACAAUGUUACAGCUGUUUUCGAGCUUAUCUAUCCUGUUCCUCUCAAAGCAGGACAAAGAUUUGUCCUAAGGGAGGGUGGCCGAACUGUGGGUGCUGGAGUCGUUUCAAAAGUCAUUAGUUGA